AAAACAACAAAAAUAGUUUCCUUUUCUUUCAAUAUUCAGUGCAGAAGGUACAAAUUCCCCAAAUGAUAUGUGAUGCAUAUGUGAUUAAAAUUGCAUUAAAUUGUGGUAUUCGGACGAGAGGCACAACAAUAAUUUGCGUUUGAUGUCUUUUGCACAAAGAGGGAAGAGGUAGAGAAGUGCUAAGAGGAUGAGUCGGUUUAGAGCAGAUUCACACAGCUGAGAGCACUGGAGUGAAGAGAGCAAGACAACAAGACAACAGAGUUUGUCCCAUGGAGGAGUGUCUCACUCAUCGAAUCGGGAUGUUUGUUCUCAUCUGGGCUUCUUUGCUCUUCGCUGUGAGAAGCAACAAUGCUAAUGCAGUUGCAUCUCCAGAAGGAAGAGAGUGCUCUCAAAAUGGAAUCUGUGUCACCCUUAGUGAAACAGAAAUAACAGCAGAGGCUGGACUCUGUGCUGUGAUACCGUGUUCUUUCACCACUGACGGCUUCUCUUCGGAAAAUGCAGUUUGGUACAAAUGUGAUCCUUCUAAACAUAACUGUACUGAUUUAGACAUAACACUCCGCUUGAACAAACCAAAUGCUCAGCCUAAGUCUAGAAGACAGGUGUCACUGUUGGAGCCUGAUCUGAGUCAGAAUAACUGCAGCAUCAUCAUCAAUGAUGUCACCAAAUCAGACUCGGGAUCGUAUCACCUCACAGAUGUUUUUCUGAAUGAAACCACAGGACACACAUCUCCUAGAGUAACUAUCACUGUAACAGGUCUGACCCAGAAGCCCACAGUGAUGAUUCCUCCUCUGACAGAGGGACAGCAGAGCACACUGAGCUGCACUGCUCCUGGUCUCUGCUCUGGAUCUGUUCCUGAAAUCAGCUGGACGUGGAGAGGAGCAGGAGAGAAGGACUCUCACAUCACAGGAAACAUCACUGCUUUCAGGACUGAGAAUCUGACUGCUGUCACUCAGAGACACAGCUCAACCCUGACCUUUAACUCUUCAGCUGAACACCACGACACCAAUGUCAGCUGUAAGGUCAGCUUCACCAACAACAUCACUACAGAGGAGACUGUCACUCUGAAUGUGACCUAUGUGAAGGAAGUUAAUAUCACUGGGGAUACAAGUGUGAAGGAUCGUGAGACUCUGAAUCUGACCUGUAGUGUUGAAAGUUUCCCUCCAUCUCUCAUCACCUGGACUAAACUCGGCUUGAACAGAACCCUGAACAAUGACACUGGAACAGCCACUCUUGUCAUCCCUAACGUGACAGCAGAAUAUUCUGGACAGUACAUAUGCACAGUAAAACAUCAGAACAACACCCUGACGGAAGAAGUAAACAUAACAGUGAUAUAUGCAAAGAAACCUGUGAUCACUGGAAUGACAACCGUUAAAGAAGGUGAGGCUCUAAAUCUGACCUGCGGUGUUGAAAGUUUUCCUCCAUCUGGUAUCACGUGGACUAAACGUGGUUCCAACAACAACCUGCAAAAAGAAACUAGAAUCAUACUGCAGAAUGACACGGGAUCAGCCACUCUUGUCAUCCUUAAUGUGACAGCAGAAUACUCUGGACAGUACAUCUGUACAGCAGAACACCAGAUCCCUACCCUGACUACACAUGCUGAUGUAAUUGUUACAUAUGUGAAGAGAGUUACGAUCACUGGGAAUACAAGUGUGAAGGAUCGUGAGACUCUGAAUCUGACCUGUAGUGUUGAAAGUUUCCCUCCAUCUCUCAUCACCUGGACUAAACUCGGCUUGAGCGGAAUCCUGAACAAUGACACUGGAACAGCCACACUUGUCAUCCCUAAUGUGACAGCAGAAUAUUUUGGACAGUACAUAUGCACAGCAAAACAUCAGAACAACACCCUGACGGAAGAAGUAAACAUAACAGUGAUAUAUGCAAAGAAACCUGUGAUCACCGGAAUGACAACCGUUAAAGAAGGUGAUGCUCUAAAUCUGACCUGCGGUGUUGAAAGUUUUCCUCCAUCUGUUAUCACGUGGACUAAACGUGGUUCCAACAACAACCUGCAAAAAGAAACUGGAAUCAUCCUGCAGAAUGACACGGGAUCAGCCACUCUUGUCAUCCUUAACGUGACAGCAGAAUAUUCUGGACAGUACAUAUGCACAGCAAAACAUCAGGACAACACCGUGACGGAAGAAGUAAAUAUAACAGUGAUAUAUGUGAAGAAAUCUGAAAUAACUGGAAAGACGACUGUAAAGGAGGGUGAUGCUUUAAAUCUGACCUGCAAUGUUGAAAGUGUCCCUCCGUCUCUUGUCAUGUGGACUGAAGUCCCAUCCAACCAAAACCCGAACAAAGGAGCCGAUACUCACCUGCAGAACAACACUGGAUCAGCCACUCUUUUCAUCCAUAAUGUGACAGCUGAACAUAAUGGACAAUACAUCUGUACAGCGAAACACCUGGACACAACUCUGACUAUGCAUGCCAAAGUCACUGUGACUUUUUAUCCAAAGAUCCUAAACAGUUCUGGAUGCAUAAAUCAGUCGGAGGUUCUGACCUGCGUGUGCAUCAGUGAGGGGUUUCCUUUACCCACCAUCACAUGGCCGCUCUUGGAAAACCACACUAGGUACUCUGUCAUCACCACGGUGUCACACCACACAGUCAACAGCACCGUCACCCUAACUGUAAAAGACCACAGCAACACUUCUGUUGAGUGUGUCAGCAGCAAUCAUAAUGGAGAAGUAAAACGAAACCUCAUCCUGAACAAAGUAGAAGAAGAAGAUCAAAACAUGAGUGUCAACGUGUUAACAAUGAUUACACGGCUGGAAAUUAUCAUUGCCUUUUUGAUUGGCGCUCUUCUUUCUGCAAUCAUUUGCUGUUUGGUGAGAAAAUGUCACAGAAGAAAACAGAGGGUCUAUGUAGAUAUGGCUGAGACUCUGGAGAUGAUGACACUUAACGGGGAUCCUCUGAUAGAUGGUGGUGAAGCAGUGGAAGAUUAUCAGGCCAUCGACCAAGUGGCAACUGAAGCGGGCGGAGCUGUGGUGGCGGACAAAUCGGAUGUGGAGUACUCCAAGAUUGAUUUCUCCCAGAUUAAAAGAAAGACCCCAACAGAGGCAGGGACUGCGCAAGGGACCACAGAGACAGAGUAUGCUGAAAUUAAAGAAUCAAAGAAAAUGAAAGAAGAAGCAGAGGAGACACAAGAGGAAGAGGGUAGAGAGGAAAUGAUUAGGGAGGGUGAAGAGACAAAACACUGUGUAUCAGAGGAUAAGGAAUGUGAGGUCAUGGUACUGUAUUCAAAUGUGCAGGAUAUAAUGAGUCAGAUUUGAGCAUAGUGUUGCUUAGUUGUUUGAGGACAAAGUUACUAAUGUAAUUUGCUCUGAUGAAAUGGCUUCUUGCUGUUUAUUAUUUUCCUGCUAUGGCACUGUGAUUUAAAAAAAAAAAGCCAAACUAAGCAUGCGGUGCACCUCAAAUGAAUGAAGACAUCGUGUAACUGUCAUAAUCAAGUUCAAGUUAUAUGGUGAGUCAGCUCUGUAUAGCAGCGCUGACCACUGCACAGCAGUUUAUAAAAGGUGGUAUUAGCAUAGUAUAUAUUUUUAUUCUUCUUUAUUUAAGAGUGGCAGUCAUUCAAAAGACAUUGCUACCACAACAUCAGAUGACAUAUAAAUACAUAUUACGUGUACAAGAGCUCACAAAUUAAAACUCUGUAAAAACAAACAAACAAACAGAAAUGUGAAAAGUACAAUUAAUUGUUUCCAGACAGUUGCUGUACUGUGGUGUAACUCUGUGUAGCCAGCUGGUUGCCUGGCAACCUCAGGGAGUCAAUGCAGUCAGCUUUUACAGUUACAGUUGAGAGAGUCUGAAAUAAAUGAAAUGAUAAUAUGAAUGGGUAUUGAGUGAAGCAUUACUACUUUCUUGACACUAGCUAACAGAGGACCUGUGCACACCUUUGACUUAGUUACUAUCGGCAAGACAAGACCAACAAAUCUAACAAUUACUUUGUAUUUCAAAUAAACUCAUGUAUAUUGGUGUAAAAAAAAAAUCCCCAGCACUUUAUGUUGCUGUCACAAAAACAGGAAAUCAUUGUGUGAGAGGAUGUGGGCCUAAAAUAGCAUCUGAAACCAGGUGUUGGGUGUUUUGCAUAAUGGGUUCCUCUUUAAUAAAAGAAAAGACAGCAAGAUUCUGCAGCUUGGCUCCUAGGUCACAUACUGUACAGUAUACACUCAUUCCUCAACUUUAUAAUUAUUACUCUGUUCCUCUUUAUUAAUGCUUUUACAAGGCAUAUGUGGGGAAACCGAAAAUUCAUAAUACAAAUUUAAUAAUACAGGAAAAGAAAAUGAAACAUACCGUAUAGGCAUAUUUCUGAUUUUGUAUGUAUCAACAUUAAAGAAGGGAGAUACCCACAUUCAGUAAACAAGCUUUUUGCAGGUUCUGUUUAUCAACAUUACCCAACAAGUGUUACAUACCUAAAUUACAAAAUAGGUGGUCUGUCCUUUAAUUCACACAUAGAGUUUAUACUAAAAUCAAAUGUAAAAGUUAAUUAAAAAUACUUGCUUAUGUCUUUGAGUUCUUGACCGUUGAAAGUGUAGAGGGACAUGAGUUUUUGUAAUCCUUUCUUGGAUAACAAGUUAUUAGUGAAUAUUUGCUGUGUAAUGAGAAUAAU
This is a messenger RNA of Perca fluviatilis (European perch), 4594 nucleotides long. Its product is annotated as sialic acid-binding Ig-like lectin 11. Gene Ontology annotation, biological process: cell-cell adhesion. The record is from RefSeq and is a predicted model, not a curated record. Gene Ontology annotation, cellular component: cell-cell junction. Gene Ontology annotation, molecular function: cell adhesion molecule binding. The transcript has 13 exons. NCBI's taxonomy places the organism in Eukaryota, Metazoa, Chordata, Actinopteri, Perciformes, Percidae. Bases 270 to 3260 code for a protein of 996 amino acids.